AUGGUGAGAAAGGUGGUCGUUGUGACUGGGAGUGCGUCAGGUAUGGGCCUCGCAACAGCCACCAGUCUUGCUAGUAGUGGAGCCCAUCUUGCUCUCUGGGAUAUCAACAGCAGCAAGCUUAAAGAAAUCGCGAAGUCCUUCAAAGCCCAAUAUUCGGGGAAGAUACUGGCUCAAACUGUCGACGUGUCGGACCGCUCUGCUGUCAAGGCCGCCUUGAUGGAGGCACAGCAUCACCUCGGCCCCAUUAAUGCAAUUGCAAAUUUUGCGGGGACCGGUGGUCAUCAAUUGGGAGUGGAACCGAUUUGGGAGACAAGCGAUGAGGAGUUUGAGUUCAUUACCAACCUGAAUAUCAGAGGUCUUUUUAACAUACUUGGUGAAGCUUUGACUCCUGGUUUCCUUGGUGAACUUCAAAGCAUUGUGCAUAUUGCGAGCAUGUUCGGUACUCGAGGUUACAAGAACGGAGCAGUCUUCGCUGCUAGCAAGCAUGCUGCAGUCGGGAUGGUCAAAAGCGCAGCCCUCGAGGUUGGAUCAAGGGGCAUCCGAGUGAACUGCAUUCUACCUGGACCUAUCGACACACCUAUGUUUCAUCAAGUCAGAGAAAACGCCGGUCUGUCUUCCUCCGCAUCAGAUACGCCGAUUCCUCGGCCUGGUCAACCUGAGGAAGUUGCAAGCAUUGCAGUAUUCUUACUGGGUGACCAGAGUAGUUAUGUGACAGGGGCCGUAUGGAAUGUGGAUGGUGGGGCAAAUGCUUGA
Aspergillus fumigatus Af293 is the source of this 753-nucleotide messenger RNA. Its product is annotated as oxidoreductase, short chain dehydrogenase/reductase family superfamily. The record is from RefSeq and is a predicted model, not a curated record. Lineage: Eukaryota; Fungi; Ascomycota; Eurotiomycetes; Eurotiales; Aspergillaceae.